AUGAAAUCGUGCGUAUAUUGUAAAAUACGAUACGAAAAAGGCAGUGGUGUUACUUUUCACAAGUUCCCCUCUGAUUACACUCUGAAACUUUGGUUAAAAAAUAUGAAAGUUGUCAACUGGACUCCGACAAUGUAUAAUUAUCUCUGUUCUAAACAUUUCACGGAUGACUGUUUCAUAACACAUCAGUCACGGACUACGUUGAAAAAAUGCAGUGUCCCAACAAUAUUUCUUGAAACUAAUUCAUCCUUGUUUCAAACUGAGAUGUCUAAAGAUGCUGACCAACCAACAGGAUACCAGUCCCAGAAAGAUAUUGAAAUGAGCUUGGAUAAAAAUUCACUUUUAGUACCUGUGCAAGUCGAGCAUAUUGAAAUUAAUCCAGAAGAAAUGUUGCCAUGUGAAGCCCUUGCUGUUCCAAGCACAAGUUACAACACAAGUUACUGUAGCACACCAACAAAAUCUAGAAGUUUAUCAGAAAUCUGGUCUAGCGUCAAAUUAGAUCACCGCUACGAAAACACCCCAAAAUCUUCCAAAACUAAAUUAGAAAGGGUCAAAAGAGCCUUGAAAAUGUCACAAGCUCGAAUUAAAGUAUUGUCUCAAAAUGUGAAACGUAUGAAAAUUACCGUGUCUGCUUUAAAAUCUGUAAUUACUGAUUUAAAAAAAAGGAAACUGGUAUGUGAUGAUUGUAUAUAUAUGUUAAAUCAGUACGAUGAUUUUAAACCACAACUUUUUAAAAGGAUGACCAAAAAUGUGAAACGUGCUAAGUAUGCUCCAGAAUUAAGAUCAUUUGCCAUUACUCUACAUUUUUAUUCGCCAAAGGCAUAUGCAUAUGUGCGUAAUAAAUUUAAUUUGGCUUUGCCGCAUCCUCGUGUGAUUCGCUCAUGGUAUAGUUCCGUUGAUGCCAAUCCAGGAUUCUCUGUCGAAAGUUUCAAUGCUUUGGGACUUAAAAGUGAACUAGCAAAACAAAAAGGGGAAAAACUUAUAUGUGCAUUAAUAAUUGACGAAAUGAGUUUAAAAAAAAGUUGUACUCGCAGCCGUGACGGAGUGACUCGUGGCCACGUCGAUUUGGGUAUAGAUUCUGAGAGCAACGAUUUACCUGAAUGUAAAGAUGCGUUGGUAUUUAUGGUCGUGCCUUUAAAUAGUAAUUGGAAAUUGCCUAUAGCCUAUUUUUUUAUUAAUAGUUUGACUUCCGAAACCAAAAGUGCUCUAAUUAAACAGGCCUUAAUUCGGUUGCAUGACGUAUCUGUGGAGAUAUGCUCCUUAACUUUAGAUGGGCCACCUGAACAUUUUUCUGCAGUAGCUAAAUUAGGGGCAGAGCUUAAAAUAGGAACAGCAGCAAAACCAUACUUCUGUCAUCCCAUAAAUAAAGAACAGAAAGUUUAUAUUAUUUUUGACCCAUGUCAUAUGUUAAAAAACAUAAGAAAUUGUUUGGGUGAUUUAAAAGUUUUAAAAGAUGAAAGAAAUGAUUUAAUUAAAUGGGUAUAUGUGGAAAAUUUGGCAAAAUUGCAAGAAACUGAAGGCCUAAGACUAGGAAACAAAUUGAAAAAUUUGCAUGUAAAUUAUAAAAAAAUGAUUAUGAAAGUUUAUCUUGCGGCUCAAACUCUCAGUAGCAGUGUAGCAGACGCGAUUGAGUUUUGCGAUACUAUUUUAAAUAUCCCUGAGUUUAGUGGUUCCGCAGCUACGGUCAGGUUCAUAAGAGCUGUAGAUAGAAUUUUUGAUUUUUUGAAUGUUCGGAAUCCUUGGGGUCGAGGUUUUAAAAGUCCUUUACGAAUAAACAAUGAAAAUAGGUGGAGGACAAAAGUUCUUGACGAAAUUGAAUAUUUAAGUGAAAUCAAACUUAUGGAUAAUACUUUGGCCGUUAAAUCUCGCCGGAAAGCUGGUUUUUUAGGUUUUUACAAUGCAGUAAUUUCCGUUAUGAAUAUAUUUGAUACUUAUGUUAAGUCAGGUAGACCUGAAUUAAAGUAUCUUUUAACGUAUAAGAUGAGCCAGGAUCACUUAGAACUGUUUUUUUGUGCCAUUCGUAGCCGUGGGGGUUGGUGCCCAAACCCAACAGCUGCACAAUUUGUCAAUGCGUACAAACAGUUAUUAAUCCAUCAUGAAAUUAAUACUUCUACCGGCAACGUCCAGGGCAAUAAUAUAUCAAUACUAACUGCUUCUAGUGCAAAACGUGCUAAAAUAAAUAAAUUUAAUGUUGAUGAUUUUACCAAUGCUGAAAAUAUGCGUACUACGAAGAAAUACCGCCUUGACGACAAUGACCCAUCCUCGUUACAAACCGAGUUAAAUGAAUUUUUACAUAUAUUUUGGGCAAUACCUGACUCUAAUAUUAAUGAGACUGCCAAACAAUGCAUUGGCUAUAUUGCAGGCUUUGUAAUUCGAUCGAUUCGAAAAAAAAUUAAAUGUGAUGAGUGUUUAAUGGCCUGCGAAACUGUACCACAAGAUGCAAUGUCCAAUAGGAGAAAUGGGGUAGCACUUAUUAUCCAAAAGCAGAGAGGUGGUUUAACUGUGCCCUCUGUGAGUGUAGUUAACAUUUGUUUUAUGGUGGAAUCAUUAUUCCGACAAGCAUUGAAAAAUAAUUACAAUAAACCACCUAUAGAAAGGAUUUUUUCUGCACUACUAACUGCGAAGGUAAUAAGAAACCUUUUAACUAAAACAAAUGAACUGUUUCCUGAGUUAAAAGAUCAUUUAAGAGAUAGUUAUGUCUCAGACAACUUUCAUAGUCAUUUGAACAUUCUUUUAAAAGAAAUAAUAACAAAAUAUAUUGACAUCCGUUUGUACGCAGAAACAAAAAAAUAUUCAUUAUUUAUAACUGGAGAGAAGGUUAGACAUUUUUUGACUCGACAAAUAAUAUGGGCUCGACAGUAA
Spodoptera littoralis (African cotton leafworm) is the source of this 2859-nucleotide messenger RNA. Lineage: Eukaryota; Metazoa; Arthropoda; Insecta; Lepidoptera; Noctuidae. The record is from the annotation of a GenBank genome assembly.